CUUAUUCCUCCGACGAAGGGUUUAAUUUCGCCAAACGAAACGUGUCGUCGUCUCCCCUCAACCCUCACACCCUCACGUUCGCGCUGUGUGCUGCCUACUAGUUUCUUGCGCCGUGGCCUGUCCUGACACAUCGUUCUAGACCUUUACACUCUCCACCGACAGGAUGGGCAAGUCGUUACGGUCGAAGCGCAUGCAGCGGCUGAAGGCUAAGAAGAGGGACAUCGCGGAGCAACACUACGACGCCAAGGAGGAGCCCACCCGCAAUAUCCUCGACGCUAUAGUGGCGGCGCCGUCGGUGUACACGUCGCACGUCGAGAAAAUCGCGCAGAAGAAGGCAACAGGCUCCUCAGGCGAUGAUGCGGAGAUGGACGCGGAAGGAGCGGGGAACGCGGAGGGCGCGGCGGCGAUGGACGAGGACGGGAAGGGCGCGCGGAACAAGCGGCUAGGGGUGCGGAACAAAGUGAUCGGGAAGACCAAGGGCGCGCGGGGGAAAGCGCUCAAGGGGACGAGCGGUGGGCGCAAGUUCAGCUCGCGGAAAACGGUGAAGGGGAAGAAAAAGGGGCUGAAAAUACCCAAGAAGGUGACGGCUAAGCUGGCACGCAAGUCCAAGUACCCUGUGUGACGCAGCUGCCCGGUGGAUUGGAAUAACGCGGUACACCUGAUUGAGAUUGAGCCGCGUCCUGCAUAUGCUGCCCACAGCAUGCCACGGCUCACAUCAUGGAUGUUGCUCUGCUCUCGGCCACUUGUUUCCCAUGAGUACCGGUGAUUGAGUGCUUGGGUUGGGGUACUCUCAUGUCAGGGAUGGGAUGGGACUUCGCUGUUCCAUAUGGUGGCCUUCUCUCCUCUGGCUAGUGUAGCAUACGGCAGGAGGGACGUGUUAGUGACUGGCUUUGCGAUACGGAAGCAGCACUGGAAAGUGCUUGACGUCCUUCUUGACACCAUAGGAUUACCUGCACUAAUGUAUGCGCUGUUCUGAUAGAGUGACUCGAUCUGUGUAGGCAAUAAACAAACCGGUAUCAC
Messenger RNA from Closterium sp. NIES-67, 1020 nucleotides. The record is from the annotation of a GenBank genome assembly. NCBI's taxonomy places the organism in Eukaryota, Viridiplantae, Streptophyta, Zygnematophyceae, Desmidiales, Closteriaceae.